Linum trigynum is the source of this 1868-nucleotide messenger RNA. The record is from the annotation of a GenBank genome assembly. NCBI's taxonomy places the organism in Eukaryota, Viridiplantae, Streptophyta, Magnoliopsida, Malpighiales, Linaceae.
CUUAUCCCGAGGUGUCUCAGCAAAAUAAGUUGGUAGAAUGCAAAAAUUGUCAUAUGUUCUUGAAAUCACUAGAGCUCUCUUGUGUUUCUGAUCGCUGCUUUGGUCGAGCUUUAAAUUUAUAAAGUUGAAGCGCACUCAAUAGUCAAUCCUAACAAGGCCAAGUAUAACCAAGCUAGGGAUGUUGAUGACUCGAUAUUUACACAUGUUUUUGUCCAUCAUUCUUAUACUGCUUGAGGCUCGGAUCUAGGGUUUUAAGCCGAUUUUACACAAGGUUGUUCUUGUUUAUGACAUUUCAGGUCCUAAUGCGUGAAUGAAGGUUUGAGAACGAGUUCGGAGUCGAUUGGGCGGAGUAGGGACGAGCGAUGGAGAGCAAACGAGUUGCACGGCCAGUCCGGGAAGAUGCACGGCCGUUCAUGGUGGCCGUGGAAGCGAAGAUGCGCGGCCAGGGUGUGCUGGAUCGUGCAUGACUUAUUUUCUGCUCGUGAUGAAUUCUGCGAGAAGCUGCACGACAAGGCUCUCGGAUUGCACGGGCAGCCAAGGAUGUUGUACGACCGUGCGGCCUGACCGUGUAAUCGCGGAUAGUUGCAUUUUAACCCAAUUUCGAGUUUUGGAGAGGAGAGCUAGGUUUUGGAUCCCAAACACCCAAGAGACGAACCCUAGAGAGAGCAACUUGGGAUCAUUCUUGGAGCUAUUUUGGAGGAUUUCUUCACCAUUGGAGCUUGGGAAUCAAGCUUGGAGAUGGAGAUUGAAGAUCUAGAUCAGAUUUCUGCAUUCUCUUUCUUCUCUAUGGAGUAACUUCCCUUCACUUAGGUUUUGAGGAACCCUAUCCAUGUUUGUUUGAUUGAAUGAUUAUAUGAGUACUCUUACUUGAUAAUCUUGAGUUCAUAUUCAAUCUAUGCAUGUUUUCAUGAUUCAAUUCUGCUUUAGUCGAGAUUAUGGAUUCUGCUCUGAUCCUAUGAGAGCGAAUACCUGAUUAAGUCAAUAGAGCACCAUAGAUUGAUAGUAUUCGAUUUAUUGCUUUAGUUGAGGUUCGAUUCACCGCUUUGUAUCGAUUGAGAAUCUCAUUCGAUAGAGGGAACCUAGUUCACAACGCCUUGAUCAGUUGUUCUAGAGAAGGAUACGUCCCUCUAGGCAAUUGACUCAAGAGGCGGGCAUGAGUGAGGAGAUGCAAGCUAAUCUUAUUAAAAAGAUUGCAUGGAGACUUGCUCUCCUAUCCGUGCUAGAAAAAGAAGAGCAAGAACGGAUGAGGAAAGAAGUUGUGGAGAAUGAUGGAGGUAAAUCAGAGGAAUUUCUUGAUCUUUUCCAAGGGGAGGAAUCAAAUAAUAAGGACAAAAGGGGAUUUGAAGAUGCAAUAGGCGUUCAGACGGAGGAUGAAGUUGAGGUGGAAGAGGCUUGCACCAGCCAUGAGUUACAAGUGAUAUCUCCACCAAACUUCGAGAAGCUACUUGGAAAGGACCCAUUUGCAGUGUCUCUUUGCCAGACCAAGGCCACAUAGACAUCGGUCCCUCUUGGUGGACGUGAUGGUGGUCAGUCGAUGCUGUCACAUCUGGUUUGGGGAAUGAGACAAGAGAGGAAGAAAAAAAGAGGUCUCGCAGGUGGAGACUUUAUAUUCAUCAAGUAAAUGAGCCUAAAUCACCUGUCAUACCAAAUGCUCGUGACUUGAGACUCCGCCUCAUCGACGAGAACCUCAAAUUCAAGGAGGUUCUAGCAUGGACCGAAACUUAAGAGCCAUCGUCCGGUUCACGACGUGAAAGAAGCACUUGUUAGGAGGCAACCCAACUAGUCGGUUUGUACAUUCUUUCCCUAUUUCUCUUCGGUUGAGUCAGUUUGUCUUUUGAUUUUAGAGUCAAUAACUCAACCUUUGUGAG